Manihot esculenta (cassava) is the source of this 562-nucleotide messenger RNA. Its product is annotated as CLAVATA3/ESR (CLE)-related protein 12. The transcript has a single exon. The record is from RefSeq and is a predicted model, not a curated record. The coding region runs from base 21 to 365 and encodes 114 amino acids. NCBI's taxonomy places the organism in Eukaryota, Viridiplantae, Streptophyta, Magnoliopsida, Malpighiales, Euphorbiaceae.
UCUUCUCCUACUCUUCCACCAUGGCCUUCAAAAUCUCUCACCCCCUAAUUUCUAUUCUUCUCUGCCUUUCUCUCCUCUUGUUACUGUUUCAUGAGCUCUAUAAUUUCAAUACCAACAACAAACAGAUCAUCAACACAAGUGCCUAUUAUUCCUCCACCCCCCAUCGCCACCCAUUGUUCAAUAGAAAAGUUCUCGCUGCGAAAUUUGACUUCACUCCAUUUCAAAAGAAGCGUCAGCAGCGCCAUCGCCAUGGCAAACCUUCACCGUCGGACAAACAAGACGUAGAUCGAAGUGAGAUUGAUCCACGUUAUGGCGUCGAAAAGCGACUCGUCCCUACUGGUCCGAACCCAUUACACCAUCGAUGAUCGAUACUUGCUUCGUACACUUGAUCGAUGAUAUCUAUGAUUACUACUCAGAUGAAUGAGAAAAAAAGUCGUGGUUAGUGAGAGCUUUCAUUACUCGCAUGAUGUUUCAUACAUGUUUUUUUUUUUUUUUUAUAAAUUCUAUAUUCAUAAAAUUAUAUGGAUCAUAACUAAUUGUAAUGAUAUUACGAGUUUGAUCU